Messenger RNA from Syngnathoides biaculeatus (alligator pipefish), 726 nucleotides. RefSeq names its product cytochrome c oxidase subunit 7B, mitochondrial. The coding region runs from base 278 to 616 and encodes 112 amino acids. The record is from RefSeq and is a predicted model, not a curated record. The transcript is spliced from 3 exons. Lineage: Eukaryota; Metazoa; Chordata; Actinopteri; Syngnathiformes; Syngnathidae. Gene Ontology annotation, biological process: mitochondrial electron transport, cytochrome c to oxygen.
GUUUGUGUCAGAAGUGGGAUUCGAACCCACGCCUCCAUUCGGAGACCAGAAUUCCCGCUAACCGGAAGGAGUUCAGUCCUUGAGUCUGGCGCCUUAGACCACUCGGCCAUCCUGACACUGAUACGUUGCCCUGCCAGCAGUAUAAUUUUUAUCAUAUGUGUACGGGGAGGUCAUCCUGUGCUCGAGGUCAUAUAUGUGAUUAUGAUAUGAUUUUCUUUUUUUAAUGGCCAAAAGGGUAACACAGCACACUUUUUUGUACGUUCUCAGGGCAUAGCGCAUGCGCUUUGACACUAAUGCGUCAUUUCCGGCUUUUUUGCUCCCGUCCGGCCAUCUCCCAUUUCCGCAGUUCAAGGGUAUCGUACGCACCAGGCUAAGAGACAUGUACAGAUUUGCAAAAGCCGCCUUGAACAUCACCGGUCAAGCCGCACGCCAGGUGAGGCAUGGAUCCACCGUUCCGCAGGACUUCCACUCCAAGUAUGGCACCGGCGUGUUGGUCGGCGGCAUCGCCUUUUGCACGGCUGUGUGGUCGUACGUGUUGACUCAGACUGGCAUCACCUGGAAUCUGUCCCCCGUUGGGAAGGUCAUGCCCAAACCUUGGAGGGAGGCUGAUGAGUAAAACGACGACAAAAAGCCGCCGCCAUGGUAGAGAUCCAAGCAUAAAACUUCUGGGUGUACAGAUGAAGAGUAAAUAUGUUUCAAUAUUGUCCAAAUAAAUGUGAUUCUAGA